UCCCGUAGACCUGAGUCAGAGGAGCGCUCUGAGCUGGAGGACAUCCGUCGGAGGAAGGGAGCUCUGCUGCAGGAGAUCCAGAGGCUCAGAGAUGAGCUCAGAGAGGCCAUCAUAGAGGUGGAGGGACUGGAGACCAGCACAGAGGGCAGUAAAACUCUACAGAAGAACAGGCAUGUGGCCAUGGGAAGGAAGAAGUUUAACAUGGACCCCAAAAAGGGUAUUGUGUUCCUGGUGGAGAAUGAGUUGCUCAGACACACUCAAGAGGAUGUUGCCCAGUUCCUGUACAAAGGAGAGGGACUCAACAAGACUGCUAUAGGAGACUACCUGGGAGAGAGGGAGGACUUUAAUCUCAAGGUUCUGCAGGCGUUUGUUGACCUUCAUGAGUUCACUGAUCUCAACCUGGUCCAGGCUCUCMGGCAGUUCCUGUGGAGUUUCCGUCUGCCUGGCGAGGCUCAGAAGAUUGACAGGAUGAUGGAGGCCUUUGCCCAGAGAUACUGUCACUGCAACCCUGGGGUCUUUCAGAGCACUGAUACGUGCUAUGUGCUGUCGUUUGCUAUCAUCAUGCUGAACACCAGCCUCCACAACCCCAACGUGAGAGACAAGCCUGGAUUGGACCGCUUCAUCUCCAUGAACAGAGGCAUCAACGAGGGUGGAGACCUGCCAGAGGACCUGCUCAGAAAUCUUUAUGACAGCAUCAAGAACGAGCCCUUCAAGAUCCCUGAGGAUGAUGGGAACGACCUGACACACACCUUCUUCAACCCCGACAGAGAGGGCUGGCUCCUCAAACUAGGAGGACGGGUGAAGACCUGGAAAAGAAGAUGGUUCAUUCUCACAGACAACUGCCUUUACUACUUUGAGUAUACUACAGAUAAGGAGCCCAGAGGUAUCAUUCCCCUAGAGAACCUGAGUAUCCGGGAGGUUGAAGACCCCAGGAAACCUAACUGCUUUGAGCUGUACAUCCCCAACAACCGUGGUCAGCUGAUCAAGGCCUGUAAGACGGAGGCAGACGGCAGAGUGGUGGAGGGGAACCACAACGUGUACCGCAUCUCUGCCCCCACACCUGAGGAGAAAGACGAAUGGAUCCACCACAUCAMCUCUGCGGUCAGCGUGGACCCCUUCUAUGAGAUGCUGGCUGCCAGGAAGAAACGCAUAUCUUUAAAGAAGAAUGAGGAACAACCGUAGAACAUUCCCUUCUUCCUCUCUCCUCUUCAUCCCCUCCUCCACCUCUUCAUCUCUCAUUCCAACAUGGGACACAAGCCUUUCUCUCCUCCCUAGAUUCAUUCCAUUCCUCACUUUUCCCCUCUUUCUUUCUUUGUGAGGAGGACUUGUUGCUAUCCUGUUUAAGAGACUGGCCAGCACAAACRGGCAGUUCAGGAGUUCACCACUCAUCCACUACUGUCUGUUGCUGCUAGCGGCUGAUCUGUACGCUACCACACUACGAAGUGUCCACUACUACCCUACAUACUGCACAGUUAGUUGACUCACUCAAAGCCCCCUUCUCGUCACUACACCUCUCCUCCUCCCUUCUUUUCCGUGACGUUGAAGUGAACUGUGAAAUAAAUAUGUAUUUUAUUCAGGGUAGCAAGCAGGGCCACAACCUUCCAUCACAAACAGGCUGCAACUCAUCAGUCUGAAGUGACUUCCUCKCCAUCUGUAACUGAUCUAACAUUGGGGCAACGGACCAGUGUGUUUCCAACUGGUCCAGUUUUAACCGGUCACUGUGUGACGGACAGAAUGCCCGGCGGCUGAGGAAGCCACUUUAACCUGUUAAGAUGCAGCCCUAGUUGUCUGCUGUGCUGUACUCUAACUUCUUGGCUCCAGGUUAGCAUGUCUCUAUCAGCAUUAUCAAAGUCCCACUUUAAUACUGUAGCCUCUAUGAAGGAGAUGACGCUGGUCCUUACUGCUUAGCCUUAGACCAUAAAAAUGUCAUUCAUGUUAAAUUUGUUAUGAUCAACCGGGAAAUGUUCCCAGAAACUGACCAAUAAGGCAACAAUUGAGCAGUGAACACUAAAGACGACGACUCAUGUCAAUGACCACUGGUGUUUCCUUCACAAGACUGUUAAUAAACUCCCUCAUACAGACA
Molecule: messenger RNA, 2083 nt
Organism: Salvelinus sp. IW2-2015
Lineage: Eukaryota; Metazoa; Chordata; Actinopteri; Salmoniformes; Salmonidae
Gene: cyth2
Product: cytohesin 2
Biological process (GO): regulation of ARF protein signal transduction
Molecular function (GO): guanyl-nucleotide exchange factor activity
Source: RefSeq, a predicted model, not a curated record